This is a messenger RNA of Chanos chanos (milkfish), 2612 nucleotides long. RefSeq names its product SMAD specific E3 ubiquitin protein ligase 2 (gene smurf2). NCBI's taxonomy places the organism in Eukaryota, Metazoa, Chordata, Actinopteri, Gonorynchiformes, Chanidae. Bases 25 to 2346 code for a protein of 773 amino acids. The transcript is spliced from 20 exons. Gene Ontology annotation, cellular component: cytoplasm. The record is from RefSeq and is a predicted model, not a curated record. Gene Ontology annotation, molecular function: SMAD binding; ubiquitin protein ligase activity. Gene Ontology annotation, biological process: proteasome-mediated ubiquitin-dependent protein catabolic process; protein ubiquitination; negative regulation of BMP signaling pathway.
CGUCAGGUUGGGAAGCUAAAGGAAAUGUCUAAUCAAGGAGUAAGGAGAAAUGGACCGGUAAAAUUGCGUCUAACAGUGCUCUGCGCCAAAAACCUGGCGAAGAAGGACUUCUUUCGUCUGCCCGACCCGUUUGCUAAGGUGGUGGUGGACGGUUCUGGUCAGUGUCACUCUACAGACACGGUGAAGAACACUCUGGACCCCAAAUGGAACCAACAUUACGACCUCUACAUUGGGAAGACAGACUCGAUCACCAUCAGUGUGUGGAACCAUAAGAAGAUCCACAAGAAACAGGGCGCUGGUUUCCUGGGCUGUGUCCGGCUCCUUUCCAACAACAUUAACCGCAUCAAAGACACCGGCUAUCAGAGACUGGAUCUGAACAAACUGGGGCCUAGUGACAGUGACACAGUGCGGGGACAGAUAGUGGUGAGUCUGCAGUCCAGAGAUCGGAUAGGGUCCGGAGGUCCUGUGGUGGACUGCAGUCGUCUGUUUGACAAUGACCUGCCCGACGGUUGGGAGGAGAGGAGAACUGCAUCAGGCCGUAUCCAGUACCUAAAUCACAUCACACGCACCACACAAUGGGAACGUCCUACCAGGCCAGCGUCAGAGUACUCCAGUCCCGGGCGACCCCUCAGCUGUUUGGUGGACGAGAACACGCCCAUCAUGACCCCAAACGGGGCGACGGGGGUGCAAGUAGGCGACCCGCGGGCCCAGGAGAGAAGGGUCCGUUCCCAGAGACACAGGAACUACAUGAGCAGAACCCACCUGCACACACCUCCCGACCUCCCCGAGGGCUAUGAGCAGAGAACCACACAGCAAGGACAGGUCUACUUUCUUCACACGCAGACGGGCGUCAGCACGUGGCACGACCCCCGAGUACCCAGGGAUCUCAGUAAUGUGAAUUGUGAGGAGUUGGGCCCUCUGCCUCCUGGCUGGGAGAUCAGGAACACUGCCACGGGCAGAGUCUACUUCGUGGACCAUAACAACCGAACCACGCAGUUCACUGACCCGCGUCUGUCCGCCAACCUGCACCUGGUUCUCAAUCCGAGUCCAAACGGUUCCCGGAGUGGAGGUGAAGGUCAAGGUCAAGGUCAAGGUCAAGGUCAAAACAGCCGUGCGAUGCAGCUGAAAGACCAGGCCCAGCAGGUGUUGGUGUCUCCCAGUCAGCUGCCUGAGGAGGCUGAGUGUCUGACGGUGCCCAAGUAUAAGAGAGACCUGGUCCAGAAACUGAAAAUCCUCCGCCAGGAGCUCUCCCAACAGCAGCCGCAGGCCGGGCACUGCCGCAUCGAGGUGUCUCGCGAGGAGAUCUUUGAGGAGUCGUACAGGCAAGUGAUGAAGAUGAGGCCAAAGGACCUGUGGAAGAGACUGAUGGUGAAAUUCAGAGGAGAGGAGGGGCUUGAUUAUGGAGGAGUUGCCAGGGAGUGGCUGUAUCUUCUGUCUCACGAGAUGUUGAACCCAUACUACGGCCUGUUCCAGUAUUCCCGCGACGACAUUUACACGCUGCAGAUCAACCCCGACUCUGCCGUCAACCCUGAGCACUUGUCUUAUUUCCACUUUGUGGGGAGGAUCAUGGGAAUGGCAGUGUUCCACGGCCACUACAUCGACGGGGGCUUCACGCUGCCGUUUUAUAAACAGCUGCUGGGGAAACCCAUCACCCUGGACGACAUGGAGUCUGUCGACCCCGAUCUACACAACAGCCUCGUCUGGAUCCUGGAGAAUGACAUCACUGGGGUUUUGGAUCACACGUUUUGCGUGGAACACAACGCCUAUGGAGAAAUCAUCCAACACGAACUCAAACCCAACGGCAAAAGCAUUCCCGUUACCCAGGAAACAAAGAAGGAGUACGUCAGGCUGUACGUAAACUGGCGUUUUCUGAGGGGAAUAGAGGCUCAGUUCUUGGCCUUGCAGAAGGGCUUUAACGAGGUCAUACCACAACACCUGCUUAAGGCUUUCGAUGAAAAAGAACUGGAGCUCAUCGUCUGUGGCCUGGGCAAGAUCGACAUCAACGACUGGAAGUCCAACACGCGGCUGAAGCACUGCACUCCUGACAGUAACAUCGUGAAAUGGUUCUGGCGCGCCGUGGAGUCGUACGACGAGGAGAGACGGGCGCGGCUCCUGCAGUUCGUCACCGGCUCCUCCAGGGUCCCCCUGCAGGGUUUCAAAGCCCUACAAGGAGCUGCAGGGCCACGUCUCUUCACCAUUCACCAGAUUGACGCUAGCACCAACAACUUGCCCAAAGCUCAUACCUGCUUCAACCGGAUUGACAUUCCUCCGUACGAGAGCUACGACAAACUGUAUGACAAGCUGCUGACAGCUAUCGAGGAAACGUGUGGCUUUGCCGUGGAGUGACAGCCAGCCACUAGGGGGCGACCGCGAGCACGAGGCGCUAUUCUGACCCAUCGCUCAGCUAACAGAGCUAGCGGCUACGUUCUCGAAGCUCUGUCCCCCCCUCCCAAACCGCUCCCAGCCGUCGCUAGGAUACUGGCUGAGGCUAUGGGAGUAUGCAGAGCACCCACCGUCUGGUUCUGCUACAGGAUUUAGUUACAUCCCUCCAUUUAAACAACAAAAAAAAAAAAACACAAAAAAAAGAAGAAGAAGAAGAAAAGAAUCGACUU